GGGGCGGAAGAAGGUGCGGAGGUAAUUCUCUGGCUCGCUUCGCCUCUACUCUCCUUUCCCGACUGACGUUGGACAACAAAGAUGGCUGCAGGAACCAGCAAUUAUUGGGAAGAUCUCAGGAAACAAGCUCGACAGCUGGAAAAUGAACUUGACCUGAAACUAGUUUCCUUCAGUAAACUAUGUACAAGUUACAGUCAUAGCAGUGCCCGAGAUGGAAGACGCGACAGGAAAAUAUAUAAUGAGCUUAUGUUGAGAUUGGAUAUUGAUUUAUUGCAGGAUUAUACACAUGAAUUCCAUAAAACCAAAGCAAACUUCGUGGCAAUACGGGAAAGGGAGAAUCUCAUGGGAUCAGUACGAAAGGAUAUUGAGUCAUAUAAAAGUGGGUCUGGAGUAAACAACAGAAGAACUGAACUAUUUUUGAAAGAACAUGACCACCUUCGAAACUCAGAUCGUCUGAUAGAAGAGACAAUAAGCAUUGCUAUGGCAACAAAAGAAAAUAUGACUUCCCAGAGAGGAAUGUUGAAGUCGAUUCAGAGCAAAAUGAAUACUUUGGCCAAUCAUUUUCCUGCUGUGAACAGCCUGAUCCAGCGGAUCAAUCUGAGGAAGCGGCGAGACUCCCUCAUCCUGGGCGGUGUCAUUGGCGUCUGUACCAUCCUGUUGCUGCUGUAUGCUUUCCAUUGAUGGAACAUCUCCGGGGACUCUGGACAGCCACCACUUUCCCACCCUGAUCUGGAAUAAGGAAAAGUAGGAAGGAGAAGUUGAUUGUCCUGAUGAUUAGCCUCACCAGCAGGAUU
Molecule: messenger RNA, 794 nt
Organism: Leptonychotes weddellii (Weddell seal)
Lineage: Eukaryota; Metazoa; Chordata; Mammalia; Carnivora; Phocidae
Source: RefSeq, a predicted model, not a curated record